Molecule: messenger RNA, 1341 nt
Organism: Apis mellifera (honey bee)
Lineage: Eukaryota; Metazoa; Arthropoda; Insecta; Hymenoptera; Apidae
Gene: Teh3
Biological process (GO): regulation of sodium ion transport
Molecular function (GO): sodium channel regulator activity
Source: RefSeq, marked provisional
AUGCCUAAGCAAGUGCCAGUGGAGAACUUGGUGAUCCCGCCGCAGGACGGGCGGAUAUGCGGGACGAUUUGCAUCUGUCAGAUGACGGCGGUCCUCUCCUCCGUCGCCCUGGUCUACCUGACCGUUGCCAUCUACAUGCCGAGCACCAGGGCGUUCCAAUCGGGUAUAAGCGAGGUGCCAGUCAUGUGCACGACCAUACGCGCCGUGAACGCGGACAACUGUGAAUGGGGCAGCUGCGGGGAGUGGUGCCUGUCGAAAACGUCGGGCCCCUGCGUCCAGAUCCACGUGAACUUACGUAGAAACGGUUCCAGGAUAUUGUUGGCCAACUGCACCAACACGACGAACAAGACUUGUUACGGGAUCGAUCAGGAGAACGCGAAGAAAUCGAAAUGCAUAGCGGACGAGUGUCGAAAUCUGACAGGCACGUUCAACUGCUCGUCGGGGGUGUGCAUCAACAUUACGGACGCGUUCGAGUGCAUAUUCCACGACACCGAUCCACCGAUGAAGUGUUCGGGUAGACGAGGCAAGAUAACCUGCAUAGACAUAGACGGCCUGUUCAAUUGUAAUCGCGGUACCUGCGAGCGUAUCAGAACGCCGUACAACUGCGAUCGCAGAUGCGUCGAUAUACCGACAAGGAACAAGAACAUGAUCCUGUUGACGGGCGACAAGGUUUAUCUCAGCCAAUGCGAGAGAGCCAUAGACGUGCAGACGAAUCGGGAGAUAUGGCACGAGGAUCGGGGGGACGUGAUGAUGGCUUCGUGUUACGGGAUAUUCAACUCGACCCUGGGCGUCGAGGCUGUCGAUUGCAUCAACGGGUCCGUGUUGGAGAAGGAUCUGCUCACCGAUCUCACCAACUUCACCUAUCUCUCCUAUCUCAACAUAUUCGCUACGAAACCGUUGGACGAGACAAGGAUGGUCGCGCCCCCCGAACAGGACCUAAUCAUAGCGAACGAGAGCCGUCUGUUGAUCAAUCUCGAGGGUUGCGUGAACACUUUGAGGGAGGAGUGCAAGGAGUUUCUUCACGAGUACGGGAAGGACGGGUCGGAUCACAACGCGCGAGCUAGAUUCCCUUGUUACUACGCCGAGAGCAACACGGGGAUCGUUGUUUCCCGUUUCAAUCUGGAGAACACGUACAAGGAGUUCAUGAUCGCGUUGCUGUUGCCCAGCAUCUUGUUCGUGGUCAGUUGCCUGACGUUGAUCUUUUGCCAGAAGACGGUGGUAGUUGGGGACGACGCUAAGAUGAGAUUCAAGGGCACCGUUGGCGCACUCUCGUCCAUGGAGAAGAGCGCUUCGGGUAACCUGGGGGAUGCUGGCGGAGGAAACUCCGCUAUGGCGCUCUGA